AAGGCAGACCUGAUUCUGUUAAAUGCGUUACUCGUGUCAUGCACCCACCUAGGCUGUAAUCCCACCCACCGCAGUAGGCUCAUGUAUCUUUAGCGCGACAAACUGCUGCCUGCUCAUUUCAACGCGCUGAUGCACAGCGCAGCACUACCAGACAACAGCAUUAUGUCCCCGGGACAGACAUGCGUGCGUUCUCUGUGCCUCUUUCCGCUGCUGUUCCUUCUGUCCGGCGCGGGACUGCGGUGUCUUGCGGCCCGUCCCUUGCUUGUUUUCCUCAUUGAUGGAUUCCGCUAUGAUUACAUGGAUGACCUGGACAAGCUGCCCGGAUUUCGUGAGCUUGUGGACAAUGGAGUGAAGGCGGACUACGUGACGCCUGACUUCCCGAGUUUAUCAUACCCUAAUUACUACUCAUUAAUGACAGGCCGUCACUGUGGCACUCAUCAGUUUACUGGAAACUUCAUGUGGGAUGAAACCUCCAAGAAGGAAUUUCUGAUUGGGGCCAAUGCCGACAGCCGGUUGCCUCUAUGGUGGGAUGGAUCAGAGCCAUUAUGGGUCACCCUACAGAAGCUGGGGAAGAAGGUUUUCAUGUACUACUGGCCUGGCUGUGAGGUGAAAAUAUUGGGUGUCUCUCCGUCAUUCUGUGAAGAAUAUGUCUCCGACCCAUCAGAGAAAAGCUUCACAGACUCUAUAGUGAAUGCUCUCAACGUCCUUAGGUCUGGCCAAGCAGACAUGGCAGCUAUAUAUUAUGAGAACAUAGAUGUGCAGGGCCACCACUAUGGUCCAGGCUCUCCUCAGAUCAGAUCAGCUGUGCAGAAACUGGAUCUCGCCAUGCAGACACUCAACAGUAAAAUAAAAGAGAAGGACAUGGUGGGCCAGCUGAACAUUAUGCUAUUUUCAGACCAUGGUAUGACAAAGAUUGAGUGGAUGGAGAAGGUCAUAGAACUGGAAGAUUAUAUCAAUAUGUCGAACAUUGUCAAGAUGAUGGACAGAGGAGCGGUGGUCAGUCUGUGGCCCAGUGAUAACAAAUACCAAGAGGUGUAUGCUGCAUUAUCUCGGGUCCCUAACAUGCGUGUCUACACGAGACAGAAGAUCCCUAAUCGUUUCUAUUAUAAAGAAGGAAAGUUUGUUUCCCCCCUCACUCUGGUGGCUGAGCCAGGCUGGUUUAUCAUUCAGAACAAGGCGAACCUCCCAUACUGGAAAAAUGACUCUGGGGAGCCCUUAGCUUGGCAAAACGGCUGGCAUGGCUAUGACAACGAGUUCAUCGACAUGAGAGGGUUUUUUUUGGCAACAGGACCUGACUUCAAGCGUAAUCUUCGGACAGCUCCAAUUCGAUCAGUUGACAUCUAUAACCUGAUGUGCUGGACUUUGGGAGUGCAACCUUUGCCCAAUAAUGGGUCUUGGUCUCGGGUAGAGUACCUCCUGAACAGCUCUGCUGGUCUGUCCCAGCUCACAACCCUCUGGACCUGUUGUAUGGGUUUGUUAAGUGUAUUGCUGGCACAAUGGGACUAAAACAUUAAACUGUUCAGUGUUGAUGGCAUUUGAUAGUAACUGGAGAUGAUCUUCUAGAAGGAGUUAGAAGAUUAACUAAUUUAGAGGUUAAUGCAUCCAAAAGAAACAGAAAAGAAAAGAAAACAGGCAUGAAACACUCCUUGUAGUGGUUAGAGCAUUCUUAAAGUGGCCAUGGCAUGCUCAUUUUGCUCAUUUCCAGGCAUUUAAUGUUUGAUCUUAGGUACCUCUAGAUUAUCUUUGCACUCGUCAUAACUCCAAACAGUCUAUAAUUAUUUCAGAACGAUAACACCCAGAGAUCCUCUUCCUAAAAACAAGAGGAUAGUUCAUGAAGAUGCACACCUCCUGUUGCCAGUGUUGUGUCAAAUGUGGACAGUACAAAGAACCACGACAGCAUUAAUUCAUUUGAAUUUCUCCUCCAUAGAUAGGUAAACAAAAGAGAUGUGUAACACUCUAAACAAAGC
This is a messenger RNA of Monopterus albus (swamp eel), 1967 nucleotides long. RefSeq names its product ectonucleotide pyrophosphatase/phosphodiesterase 6 (gene enpp6). Lineage: Eukaryota; Metazoa; Chordata; Actinopteri; Synbranchiformes; Synbranchidae. Gene Ontology annotation, biological process: lipid metabolic process; choline metabolic process. Gene Ontology annotation, molecular function: glycerophosphodiester phosphodiesterase activity. Gene Ontology annotation, cellular component: plasma membrane. The record is from RefSeq and is a predicted model, not a curated record. Bases 130 to 1506 code for a protein of 458 amino acids. The transcript is spliced from 8 exons.